Aspergillus sclerotioniger CBS 115572 is the source of this 2154-nucleotide messenger RNA. Its product is annotated as fatty acid/sphingolipid desaturase. Bases 128 to 1804 code for a protein of 558 amino acids. The record is from RefSeq and is a predicted model, not a curated record. Lineage: Eukaryota; Fungi; Ascomycota; Eurotiomycetes; Eurotiales; Aspergillaceae. Gene Ontology annotation, cellular component: membrane. Gene Ontology annotation, molecular function: oxidoreductase activity, acting on paired donors, with oxidation of a pair of donors resulting in the reduction of molecular oxygen to two molecules of water. The transcript is spliced from 2 exons. Gene Ontology annotation, biological process: lipid metabolic process.
UAUCCCUCCCCCCUCCCGUCUACCUCACACCACUUCCCUACCCCUCCCAUAUGAUGCUCUAAGCUGGUCCUUAGACUCCCUUCCUUCCUUCCUCCCUCCACCCACCCCAACAACAGGUACUCCUACCAUGGUCACCGCUCCUUCGCUAGCCGCGACCCGCAAGGACACCCUCUUGUCCCGUCGGUAUAUCGAAGGCCUCAUUGCCGACGGCAAGCAUGUCAUCAUCUUCGACAAUCGCGUCCUAAAAGUCGACGCUUGGAUUCCUUACCAUCCCGGCGGUGACAAGUCUAUCAGGCAUAUGGUUGGCAAGGAUGCCACGGAUGAAAUCAAUGCGCUACACUCGAAAGAAGCGCGCCAACGAAUGCUGUCCUUCCAGAUCGGUCGCAUCGACGGUCCAUGGCUGAACUUUCUCCCCCCGAUCCAGGGCGGCAAGUUCCGGCCCUAUACCGAGGAUUGCUUGUCCGAUGAGGAGAGCUCUGGGCAAGAAAGCUCCGGGCAGGAAACAUCCCAACCGCCGUCCCCGAUCUUCGAUGCCGUUGAUACUACGUCAGGUGCUCGUCAACGAAAGCCCGGGUCCUCCACAACUUCAGCCUCGACCACAGAGAGCGACGAAUUCAAGCCCAAGCCUUUCUUUCUCGAUGCCCGGACCCAGGAGGAACUAGUCUUCGACACGGCUAAAUACCCAUCCCUAGAUCCAGAAAACCAGGAGAAGAUCAAACAGAGAUACCGCGAGCUGGACCAGCAGAUUCGUGCAGAAGGGCUCUACGACUGCCGCUAUUUUUCCUACUUUAUCGAAUGUUGCCGGUAUACGCUCUUCGCCGCUCUGGCCUAUCACUUUCUUCAAAUCGGAUGGUACGCGACUUCGGGAUUCUUCCUAGGAUGCUUCUGGCAUCAGCUUGUGUUUAGCGCCCAUGAUGCUGGUCAUAUGGGCAUUACGCACAACUUCCAUGUCGACACGGUGAUCGGCAUCAUCAUAGCCGACUAUCUGGGAGGGCUCAGCCUGGGAUGGUGGAAACGCAGCCACAAUGUCCACCAUAUCGUGACGAACGCACCCGAACACGACCCUGAUAUUGAACACAUGCCCUUCUUCGCCGUCUCCCAUCGCUUCCUCACCAGUCUUCGCAGCACCUACUACGACCGUGUCAUGACAUUCGAUGCCGCUGCGAACUUCUUGCUGAAAUUCCAAAACUACCUUUACUACCCUAUCCUAAUGUUCGGUCGCUUCAACCUAUACCGUCUGAGCUGGGAAUACCUCUUCUGCGGCCAAGCACCCAAGAAGGGCCCCGCCUGGUGGCACCGGUGGUUCGAGAUUGGCGGUCAGAUCUUCUUCUGGAUCUGGUUUGGCUACGGAGUGAUGUACCGGACCAUUCCAGACUGGGGCAGUCGGCUCACCUUCCUUUUCAUCUCCCACAUGGUCACCUCCCCUCUGCACGUGCAGAUCACGCUCUCCCAUUUUGCCAUGUCCACUUCCGACAUGGGAGUCAACGAGUCCUUCCCGCAAAAAAUGCUCCGCACCACCAUGGACGUCGACUGCCCGACAUGGCUCGACUUCUUCCACGGCGGUCUGCAAUUCCAAGCCAUCCACCACCUUUACCCGCGCAUCCCGCGCCACAACCUGCGCCGUACCCAGCGACUGGUGCUCGACUUCUGCCGUGACACGGGAAUUCCCUACACCAUCUUCACCUUCUACGACGGCAACAAGGAGGUCAUUGGCAAACUCGGGGACGUCGCGAAGCAGGUCCGCAUCCUUGAGGAAUGCCGCAAGUCGUGCGCCGAGCACGGUGUAUUCUCGGACCACCACUAGACGGUUAUAGAUGAGCCUACGGGUCUGUGACCGAGUAAGAUAAAUUCCCUUUCAUGUUUGCCAGCCACAUAUCCCUAGAUCAUUGAUGUAUAUGGUCAUGCCCCACAGCCUGUAGUCUAUCCGGGGGCUUGCAGGCGAGAGUUUUGAUGUGCCUAUGAUGCCCCCCUUCCCUGCACCCUGCAGUCCUUAAUGAGAUAAUGCCCUGUUUUGUGUAUCAUUUUGUUUGUUUUGAUAGAAAUAUAGUAUCACACGGGUAUAGAAACCCAUCUACAUUUCUUACCGUUUCAUGCCCGAGAAUCACCAACCUUCUCAUGACUAAUGGUAAAACCCGUACUAAUACAUGCAGGUAU